GGGUCCAUGUGGAGGCUGCGGGCCGGGAGCAGCGCGCUGCGCGGCGGGGCCUGGGCGCGGAUCUCGCAGCGGGCCGGGGCUGAGGCCGUGGCCGCCGCCGGCAUGGAGCGCGCCGUGGUGCGCUGCGUGCCCUCGGAGCCCAAGCUGAGCCUGUCGUUCGCGCUGGCAGACGGCAGCCACAAGCACAUGCAGCGCGACCAGAGCGAGCCGCUGGGCCGGGCGCUCAGCCGCAUCGCCACCAACGCGCUCAAGGGCCACGCCAAGGCGGCGGCGCGCAAGGGCCGCCGGGCCGCCGAGCCCGGGGCCGGAGCCGCAGCCGCGGCCGGCGCCGCGGGCCCGGCCGAGCCGCUGGUCAAGCUCUACUACCGCGAGGAGGCCGUGGGCGACGACGUGCUCAACGUGGACGCGUGGCAGGACGGCGCCGUGCUGCAGAUCGGCGACGUUAAGUACAAGGUGGAGCGCAACCCGCCCGCCGUCACCGAGCUGCAGCUGCCGCGCUACAUCAUGGCCGGCUUCCCCGUGUGCCCCAAGCUCGGCCUCGAGUUCGGCGAGCCCGAGCGCUCGCUCUUCCGCUGGUUCCGCGAGGCGAGGCCCGGAGCCGCGGCCGGGGCCCCCGGCGCGCCUGCGUGCGCGGCCCCGUCCGCCGCGCCUCCGCCAGCCGACGGGGACGCGCCGGCGGCGGAGGCGAGCGCGGGGCCCGCGUGGGUGGAGGUGGGCGGCGCGCACGAGCGCGUCUUCACGCCCUCUAACGCCGACAUCGGGCUGCGGCUGAAGCUGCGCUGCACGCCGGGCAACGGGCAGCGGCUGGGCCCGAGCCGCGAGCUGGAGAGCGCGGGGCCCGUGGAGGCCGGGCCCGGCGCGUGCACGUUCGACCAGCGCCACCUGUACACGAAGCGCGUGAGCGGCGACGGGCUCGUGCGCGCCGUGACGUAUAACGUGCUGGCCGACGUGUACGCGCACACGGAGCACUCGCGCGCCGUGCUCUACCCGUACUGCGCGCCCUACGCGCUGGGCCUCGACUACCGCCUCAACCUGCUGCAGAAGGAGCUGAGCGGCUACAGCGCCGACGUGCUGUGCCUGCAGGAGGUGGACCGCGCCGUGUUCCACGACAGCCUGGCGCCCGCGCUCGACGCCUUCGGCCUGCACGGCCUCUUCCGCCUCAAGCAGCACCAGCACGAGGGCCUGGCCACCUUCUUCCGCAGGGACAAGUUCCGCCUGCUGGCCCAGCACGACAUCGCCUACCAGCAGGCGCUGGCCGGGGACCCGCUGCACGGCGCGCUGCUGGAGCAGCUGGGGCGCUACCCGCAGGCGCGGGACCGCGUGCUGCAGAGGUCCUCGGCGCUGCAGGUUUCAGUUCUUCAGUCUACAAAGGACUCUUCUAAAAAGAUUUGUGUUGCAAACACUCAUCUCUACUGGCACCCAAGAGGUGGGCACAUUCGUCUCAUUCAGAUGGCGGUCGCGUUGACUCACCUGAAACAUGUGACACAUGAUCUAUACCCUGGCAUCCCCGUCUUGUUUUGUGGGGAUUUCAAUAGUACCCCCUCCACAGGCAUGUACAGUUUUGUCAGCACAGGCAGCAUCUCUGAGGACCAUGAAGACUGGACCUCCAACGGCGAAGAGGAAAGCUGCAACAUGUCUCUCACCCAUCCCUUCAGACUGAAAAGUGCAUGUGGGGAACCUGCCUACACUAAUUACGUGGGAGGCUUCCACGGAUGUCUAGAUUAUAUUUUCAUUGACUUCACUGCCUUAGAGGUUGAACAGGUGAUACCGAUGCCAAGUCACGAAGAAGUUACCACCCAUCAGGCCUUACCCAGUGUCUCACACCCCUCUGAUCAUAUAGCCCUUAUUUGUGAUUUAAAGUGGAAAUAGACUGGACCUCAGCAUGGCAGACAGUUGUUGAGUGAAAAAAGGAGUUCAGUUACUUAGGAUCUAACUUGAAUCAAGGCCUACGUUGUAAUCUUGACGAGAGGGGAACAGACUUAUUGUGGGAAAAUGUUCACACUCUUUUACCGCUGGCUCUGUCCUCGUUCUUCAUUGUAUGUGACAUCUGCAUGAUUCCUCUUCCUCUCUUUUCUCAACAGAGGGGAAAGAAUGCAAAUAUAUUUAAAACUGGCACAAAAGUUGGAUGAUCAUAUACCUUUUUAAUAAGUGAUUUUUAAACAGUGAUAAGAGGUUAUUUUGUCUUUUUAAGAAACCUGAGUGAUUCUAACAGGUUUUGUAGAAUAGUGUACCUUUUGAACAUGAACCAUGUUUUUAUAAUUAAGGGAAAUAAAUUGUAAUCAGGUGCAAAGUGAGAGUGGCCCAAGGAGGAAAGGAAGGAAUACUAUCAGGUCUCACCCUAUCUCCCUCUGGAUAACCCUCUUUAGAAAAGAAGAGCUUUGAGGACGCUAAGUGUAUUGUGACCUCCAGCCGGGCUUCUUUCCAUCUCGCCUGUCCAAUUCUGAAGCCAAAACACAGGGUCUAGUAGGGCUUUGGUUUUUGAUAACUAGCUGCUACAGGGACUAUACUGUAGUUUGGUCACUUAGUGUGACCAAACAAAUUAGCACCAGUAAAAAGACAUUCCUUAUUAAACGUGUAAGUUAGUAGACUUGAUUCCAUAGUCAUUGGCAUGCAAUAGCUUCACUCUCUCAACCAUAAAUUCUGUGUGAAGUUUAAUUUUAUUUGGAGUUUGGCUCUGCAGGCCGGUGUUAAGGUAGAUUGGAUACAAGUCAGAAAUUUCAAUACCCCGCUAAGGUGGUCUAAAGUUUGUAGAUAAUUUAUUUAAGUUUGAUGUUAGAGGUGUAGCGGGUGGGUUUUUCUUAAUAAUAUCUACAAAUCAGAAUAACACUACUAAGAAUGUUUGGGACUAGUUAACUAAACAAGCCUGUGGAUUAUAGGAACAUCCCAGAUAGAGAAGUCACCUCUUGCAAAAAAAAACAGCCAUGAAGCCAAAUGCUCUGCUUUUUCAUUUGGGACAGAUUUAUUUAAGUUUGAGGUUGGCCGGCUCGUGUUUGCUGUUGGUUGUGUUUAUAAUGAGGCCCUGGCCAGUGCUUUCCCUAACCAGAUGUCUGUGCGUACAGGGUCGCUCUUGCCUGGUGGAGGCAGUCUGCACAGCUCACUGAGGCUUUGUGGUAGCAGCUUCCUGCUUGGGUUUCAUUUUAGCUGUUGUCAAAGGUGCUGAUUCCCCAAAGCUAGAGGAUUUCCGAUGUUUUCUCUCUGGGGGGGAGGGGGAAGUAAUAGGUUGAACUAUUGGUUCUGAUUUUGCCAUUGAGCCUGGAACCUUAAUGAGGACUUAACUCUUUUAUUGGUGUUUUGUUCCUUCAUCUUCUGCCUGCUGAAAGUGCUCAUGAUUUGGGGUCAUAAGCUCCCAGGAGAUCAUUGGAGGUAGGUCCCUACCUCCAAACUCCUCCUUUCCUAUGGACUUCUUAGAGGCCCAUCAAAAUCACCAUAAUCAAGCCAAGAGCCAGUGUGGCAAUGUGGCAUGUUAGAAGGCUGAAUCUGGAGCCAAAGGACCUGAGUUCAAAUCCCACCAGGAUUUCCUCAGGCAAAUCAGGUAGCAUUUUAGUUUCAUUUCCCUCAUCUAUAAAAUGAGGGUGUUGGACUAGAUCCUAACUAUUGUGGGUGGAAGGAGAGAUUUAGGUUUCUGUAUUUUUGUCUCCUAAAUAAAAAGGAAUGCAGGAAGAGGCUUAAGAUGGCAUUUUCCUGUAGUUCUAGCCUACACCACUGUAAAUGUAAAUUCAGUGUCUCUGAGCUGUUCACUUCUGGAACCAUGGAGAAGUGAAACAGCCUGGUGAGAGGUGACCUGAAAUCUCUCAGACAUUUUUCACAUUCAAAAGUGUACGUGGGUUAUUUAGGCAGAUGGGAUUCUCUUCCUAAACAGCCUGGUAAACCUCCCGGCGGGUCCAACAACUCUAGCCGAGGCAGAUCUGAUGGCAGCUUGGCCGACUGAGGCUUUCCAGGUAAAACUCUCCAAGUUUGUGCUCUUCUGGUCCAAACGUGCAUUCUGUUUUCCUGGUGGUUUUAUCUCAUUUUCUCUAGAAUCUUCCUAUGAGAAAAUCCAUUAAUACAUUAUGCUGCAGGCAGGAGACACAGGAGGAUAAUACAAGAUACCUUAACUGACACCCAGUUUUGUAGCUAUGAAAAGCUAAGUCAGCUACCAUUCAGCUUGGUAUGUGCAGGAGUUUGCAUAUGGAGAUAAUGAAAGCUCUGUAGUGACCAGGAAGACUGUCUGUCACUGGCAUUUCUAGGUGUGCUGAAAUUCUGUCUUGCCAUUAAUGAGUCAUAAUACCUUAUUAUUUAAAAGGGUUCAUUAACAAUUUAUGUUAAAUGUGUUUUAUGCCUCAUUCUCACUAAAUUUGAUUUUAUAGUAUGUUUUAAAUUUGAGUAGAGGAAAGCCAAGCAAUUUGUUCCAGGAUAUACUGGGUUUUAUAAUAUCAGAAAUUAUUGCCAAAUAGAUUAACCAACUAAAUUUAAAAAAAAAACUGUGGGUUAAAUUCAAGUGGUUGAAAUGGCACAAGAUUGGAUUCCACCUUGAGCUUGGUGACUUUGAGGGAAUUUUGUUGAAUUUAUAAUUUAGUAGAAAGCAUAGGAACCCUUGGUGAGACUUUUAAAAUGUCAGAAUUCCUUUCUGGUGAUCUUCUGAUUUAUGAAUGGGCUGUCAGAAAACAAAACUAAAAUCAGGUCUCUAGGCCAUCAAAUUGACCAGUUCUAGACAUUCUGAUUUACCAACAAGAUGUUACCUAUGUUUUGUCAUCCAUAAAGCAUGCUUGGACUAGGUAUUCAUAUCUGUUGUUUUCUGAUUUUAACUUUUUCCAUUGGUUGUAAAGAAUAAAUAGUGAGGGAUCAUUUCCUACUCUGCUCUCUCACUAGAAAGUAGGUGUGGCCCUGCUCAGAUUAACUCUUUAUAAACUUUAUAUCCAUCAAGAUCUUUUUGCUUAUUUUUGUAUCCCAGCAUGUAGCAUAGUGCCUGGCACAUAGUAGGCGCUUAGCAAAUGUUUAUUGACUUCAUGCCAUAUUCAUUGAGAACAGACUUGAUCUGGAGGUACUGCAGGGCUCCCCUCCUGAGGGAGAAGGCUAGGCAUGUACUUCAACCAUUCCAAUUGGCAUAAGAUUCCAAGCAGUGGAGAGGAUGGGGCUCUCCUUACUGUGAAAACUAGCCUAGCCUGCCCGGCACAAUGUUGGGAUAAACCAGAGAUGCCUGUGGGCCAAGGGGUAAGAAAGGAUGCAGCCGCAAGAUACAUUCAAAUGGCUAUGCAGAAGAGAAAGUAACCAAAACACUUUACCAAACAGUCUCAUUUUUUGUCUUUAUCUUUCCCCCGUUGCAACGUUUUUGUAGAGCACGAUAGAUUGUAAUCUGUCAGCAAGUUUUAGUUUCUUGUGGAGGUCAGGGUCCAUAAGGAUUAUUAACAUCAAUACAGUAGCGUGGGCAGGGUAGCCUUGGAGUCAAGAUCAGACCUUGCCUGACACUUUUCUACCAUCUUGACCAAGUCAUUCCCUCUUAACCUUAAUUGGUCAUCUGUCAAACAAAAGCGACAGUGGCUAUAGACCCUCUCAAUAGGGUCGUUGGGCCAAAAUGAGAAAAUACAAAGCACUUUGCACAUUUUAGUUAUACAAAUGUCAGCUGUUAUUCACGAGAUUGAAUUUUAAACAUAGCUGAUGUUUAAGGAAAAUAAAACUGGGAGCUUUAUCCUAAAACUGGCCCUUAUCAAGUACAAGACAACCCCUUUGGGUCCUCAUCUCUUUAGGUUUUGUAGCAAACGAGUAUGUUCUGGGUAACCAGAGUGUGUCCUGAGAAAUACAGGACACUAAGAAUGAAUACAAAAAAUCUGAAGAGCUGUAGUUUUUUGGCAGUUAAUAUUCAGGGCUAUAUCAGCCAACUCGGUGCUUUCCUCCCAACGGGCCUUGUUUUCCACUUCAGUUCAUAAUGAUAUAGCUUAUGACAGGUUGAGAAAGGAUAAUUUAGCUUUCCUUGAUCAACUAAGUCAGGGUGGUGACAGGCAGGGGGAGCACAGAUUGAAAUGAGUUAUACAUUUUUGCAUUUUGUAGUGUUUGAAAGUUGUCUUUUAAGAUGUUAGCAAUCCCCACCCGUCUCAAACAGCAGAGUAGGAAAUGCAUCCACCUUAAUUUAAUCAACCCUUCUCCAUGUAUGCUGGGUGAGAUGACCUUGUAGCAACAUGUUCAAAGAAGUUAGUAUUGUUAAGAGAUUUGAAAAUAGGAAUGUAGUUGUGACCAAAACCCUAAGGCCUGGAACACAUGUGGACAUGAAAUUAGUUCCUGGAAAAAGAAACAAGACUAUCGAGGCAAAACAAGAAAUACAUUCAUCUUUUGCAUUGCACUCAUCUCCACUGAGAUUAUGCUAGAACACACGAAGCAUAAACUCAUUGGUUUAUGUGGGGAACUCCCAGCAUGGUCAGGCCUUGUGGUGAGAGCUGAGACCUGUCUGAACUAUGUUACUAACAUUAGCAAGCCACUCGACUUGCUUAGGUCUUAUUUUUCUCCUCUGAAAUAUCAGCCUAGAUGCCCUCUUGGACGUCUUCCAACGCUAGGCCUACAACCCUAUGAAAUGGCCUGCCCAAGAUCACAGAGGAAAAGGCAGAAUUUGACCUUCUGCAUCAAGGUCCAGCAUUCUAGUUAUUGGUGGGGAGAGGGAGCUUCAUCUAGUCUCUGGUGUGUCUACGUAAGGUUGGCUUGGUCAGUAAUUUUGUUACGACACAAGUUCCUAAAGACUCCUUUAGGAAAAUGGAAUCAUGUGAUCCAAGUGUAAGCUCAUGCCAUCCGAUCUGGACACACGGAGGUGAUCUAGGACCUUGCUCUGUGUAAUUGAACUGUCUAAAAGCCCCUUGGCUUUUUUUUUUUUUUUUUUUACUCCCUUGGGUAAGAUAACACACUGGAAGGCAUAGGAGUGAAUUUUCCAGGCCCUGAGUUUUUUCAUAGUCUUGGGUUGUGUCAUAAUAUGACAAAUUUUUAAUUUUCAUUUAUUUGUUCCCUUUCACAAUAUUGAUAUUCGUGUCUCUGUAGCUUUGCAAAAGCACUUAAACAUCUUAUAUGUGUUCUCAUCUCAUUUUAACUAAAGUAUACUGAUUAAACAAGAAUUAGCAGGUAUAGACAGAGCUGCUUCAGCUUUUACUUUUAGCUCUUUAUACUCACUUGAGAAUGCUUUCUAGAGAACGUGGUCUUCCUUCUCCACAACCAACUCUUGCUGAGCUUUCUAUUAGCCUUGGUGAUGGAGACAAAGAUAUAAUUUAAAAAGUUGACAAGGGAGCAUGCUACAUUGGGGCUAUUACAUUACAGAACAGUCUGAUCCAAAUUCUUGGGCUUCCAUUGCCCAUCCUUAGGUAGAGGUGCAAAGUGAGUGAUCCUAAAUUAUCGAGUAGAGAGCCCCCCAGUUCUAAAAAAUUAAGAGGAAGCAGCAUUGUACUGGGGUUUCAGCCUCCCUCGUCCCCUUCAUUAAAUAGGCCCGUCUCUAGAGAUGGUAGGACCAUAGGAAACACUUCAGAGACCACUUAGUCUCCUUUUACAGAAGAAAAAACAUGUCAGUGUCACAAAGAAUUGGUAAUAAAACAAGUCCAAGUUUAAAAGGAAA
Messenger RNA from Vombatus ursinus (common wombat), 7561 nucleotides. It is a transcript of the gene PDE12, whose product is annotated as phosphodiesterase 12. Gene Ontology annotation, biological process: nuclear-transcribed mRNA catabolic process, deadenylation-dependent decay. The record is from RefSeq and is a predicted model, not a curated record. Gene Ontology annotation, molecular function: 3'-5'-RNA exonuclease activity. The coding region runs from base 7 to 1869 and encodes 620 amino acids. Gene Ontology annotation, cellular component: mitochondrion. NCBI's taxonomy places the organism in Eukaryota, Metazoa, Chordata, Mammalia, Diprotodontia, Vombatidae. The transcript is spliced from 3 exons.